Messenger RNA from Lonchura striata (white-rumped munia), 12406 nucleotides. The record is from RefSeq and is a predicted model, not a curated record. Lineage: Eukaryota; Metazoa; Chordata; Aves; Passeriformes; Estrildidae.
GGCGGAGGAAGUGGCCCGGGGAGGCCGGAAGCGGCUCCGACGCGGGGCUGGCGGAGCGGGGCGGGGCGCUGGCCGACACAGAGCACUCAACCCAACUGCUGCAGUAGAGAGAGAUCUGUGCCACCAUGGCUAGAAGAGGGAUUUAACCCUUGCAAAAAGAAGUGUUAGCCCAGGAAGUAGCAGUUGUUCUGCAUUGGGUCCUCCCAGGUAACUUCAAAUAGGCAUUGCCGAUGGAUGAACUGGUGCAUGACUUGGCCUCAGCUUUAGAGCAGACUUCAGAGCAGAACAAACUGGACGAGCUAUGGGAAGAGAUGGCCCUAAGCCCACGUCAUCAGCGGCGUCAGCUUCGCAAGAGACGGGGUCGUAAACGACGCUCAGACUUCACACAUCAGGCAGAACAUGCCUGCUGCUACAGUGAGGCCUCAGAGUCGAGCUUGGACGAAGCUGUCAAGGAUUGCCGUGAGGUGCUGACAGCAAAUUUCAGUGACUCUGAUGACACGACAGUGGUCAAGCGGCAUCCAGCUCUUAGUGCCACCCUGAGGAGCAAGCAACACUUGUGGCAUGAGUCAGACUCCUUUACAGAGAAUGCACCCUGUCGACCUCUCAGGCGCCGACGGAAAGUCAAACGUGUGACAUCAGAGGUAGCUGCCAGUCUCCAGCAAAAGCUCAGGGUGUCAGAGUGGAACUAUGAGAGGGGCUGCAGGUUCAAGUCAGCCAAGAAACAGCGUCUUUCACGCUGGAAAGAGAAUGCCCCUUGGACAUCAUCCAGUCAUGGCCUUUGCGACUCAGGAGAGAACAGGCCCUUCCUCAGCAACGGGGGAAGGAAGGAGCGGAUGGAGUGUGAAGCCGAUGAUCAGAAACAGGGUUCAGAUGAAAACAUGUCGGAAUGUGAAACCAGCAGUGUUUGCAGCAGCAGUGAUACUGGCCUGUUUACCAAUGAUGAAGGCCGCCAAGGAGAUGAUGAGCAGAGUGAUUGGUUUUAUGAAGGAGAGUGUGUUCCAGGAUUCACUGUCCCAAACCUUCUUCCCAAGUGGGGAGCUGAUCACCGAUCUGAAGUGGAGAGGAUUGACUCAGGCCUGGACAAGCUCUCUGUUUCCACCUUCCUUUUGCCCUCACAGCCAGCCCAGAGAGGAUUUCAUGCUCGCCUGAAUCGCCUUCCAGGAGCUGCUGCCCGUUGUCUCCGUAAAGGUCGGAGAAGGCUGGUUGGCAAGGAGACCUCCAUGAGCACUCUGGGCACCGAGAGGCUAGGUCAUAUUGUUAGUGAUCCGCGCCAGAAAGAUUUUUGGUUACCAUCCAUGGGGAAGAGAGAUCGCAACCAGUUCAAUCCAUUAUCUCCUCUGUACUCUCUGGAUGUGCUUGCUGAUGCUUCCCACCGAAGAUGCUCACCAGCACACUGCACUGCCAGGCAAGCAAAUGUCCACCUGGGACCACCAUGUUCAAGGGACAUCAAGAGGAAACGAAAGCCAGCUGCAGCCUCCAUAUCUAGCCCAACAUCAGCAACGUUAUCUGUCCACAUGGAUGCGGCAGAAUCAGAGCUACCAGCAACACCUUCCUUGAGAUCCCAGAACUCUGAGUGGACUGAGAAAACACCAGCAGCUGAGAAAUCUACUAUUGCUGCCUCCAGUAACUUUUUUAAAAUGCCGCCAGAGAAGAACCCUGGGUACAGCUAAAAGGAAGCAUUGCAACUGUAAAGGCUUGCUCGAUUUUGCAAGUGUUUGAUUCUGGUGUUUAUUUGCACCGAACAUCAUGUUUGGCAGUAGUGGUAUCUCCAGUAUUGGUGCGUGAUGCGUGCCAUCAUCCAGGCUGGUCUGUGUGCCUCACACACCUAAUCAUCUUUGUAAAUCUAUGUUUAAAGAAAAGGUAAUCAGUGUUGGGACUGCAGUGGCUUUUAGAAAUUUUCCUGCUAUUACUGUAUUUAUUAUGAAUUCAUCUCUUUCUCUGAUUCCAGCUCAUAUGUAGUAGGUCAUGUACAGGUUCUUCUGGGUUUUCAUAUCUUUCUUCACCCACUGGACAUGUUGCUUGUUUAUGUAUUUGGCAUUUUCAUGGUGAAAGUCCCACUGCCAUUCAAGGAGGCAGGAGUUUCCCUCUGCUUGCUUCCAGACCAGAAGGAUGUCUUGGCUGGGGAAUGAAGAGGGAAUAUUAACGCAUUGAAACAUGAAACCUGAAUCUUGUAUUAGCAGAAUGUUUUCUGGGCAUGUGCUGAUGGAUUCAAAUCAUGUUGCUUCUGGUAAAGCAAAUAUGGUGCUUGUCUAUGUAGAAAUUGCCAUUAGCUCACUGGCAGCACUGUCCAUUUGACCUUUUCCUUCUCCCUCGUUCUGAAUGUCCUCAGUCUUUAUUGUGUACUGCAUGUUCAUUCCUACUGGAUAAGGAUUUGGGAGAACUACUUGGACAUAAAUGUGCAAGCUGGUGUCCUAGAUAGAAAGCUGGACCCUUGAAUAUUGUUGCAGUAUGGUAGAAGAUUAUACAAAACAUACAUAUCUGAGUGUAUAAAUUAAAAAAUAUCCGUUAGUGUUUCUAAACGAUGCUUGUUGAAGUUGACAUGCCAUUGAACAAAAAAAAGCCAUUUUAAGUGUCAUCUGAGUUCAGAAUGUUACAGGUAUAGAUCAGACUCCUGAAUCAUGCUUCCUCUCCUUUCAGAAGUAUUGUCUGCUGUACCGACUGGAGAUGAUUGCACAUUAUACUGCAGUGUACACUAAAGAGAUUCUCUUCACAGAACUUCAACUUGGUCUGCUGUUGCCUUCUGUGUUGCAGAAUAUAUGGACUUAUCUUGGGCUGUGUUUUCAGAAUAUGUACCUGUAUAGCAUGUACAAAGGAAAGGUGGCCUCACAGCUUCCUGAGUCCUCUAAAUCCUGUUUGUAUGAAUAGAACUUUUUCCUUUCCUCAUGUGGAGCUUUCAGACAGGACUGUUUAAACUUGUAAAGUCUGUUUUGAUUGUGGCAGUGCAUCUAGCACUCUCAAGCAGACAGCAAAAUUUGCGUGAUUUUACUGAUUCUGCAGUGUUCGGUUCUCUUAUGAAUCAAAUGACAGAGUGAUAGAUUUGAUUGGGGGAAUAUGAAGCAAUGAUUUAUAUAAGCUGUGUAUUAAAAGGGGAAAUGAUCAUAAUAUAGACGAAACAGAAACUGAAUGACUUGCUAAAUCAUGAUUGACAAAUAUAGGUAGUUAUAGGACAUGCACACUGUGUCUGAUCCCUAAUACCUACUUAUUCUCGGGGAGACAUCCAAAUUGGAUUUAUAUUUUGCAGCACAAGCAAACUCAGAUCUGUCACUAUAAAUCCUUCUCAAACUUUUUUUUUUUUCUUAAUUUGUGUAGUACAUUUUAGAAGUAAUUAUAACAGGGAAACCCUUUUUUACCUUAAUGGAGGAAUACAGAAGUCCGUUUGGAUUACCGGACAAACUGUAACAAUUUAUAAAGGAAGAAGUGUUCCUUUUUUAAAGUUGUCAUGGCUUUGUCUUAUUUAUAGCUAUUUUGAACAAUGAUGCCUAAGGGGUAACACAGGAUGCUUCAGCACUGGAAGGCCUGCAAUCUAAAACAUCUGAAGAGAAGGUAAACCUGAAAAGUGGUAGUUUGACUAUCUAGUACUCAUGAAUACAGUGAAUGGGGAAGGUGAUAAUGUUCUCCUGACAACUUGCAGAUAAAAUUUAGGAUUUGAAGCCUUGUAAUCUAAACUGCAUGCUGUUCUAAUGAUAAGGAGUGGUGCCCUAAAAGAGGAUUUGUGAAAUUGACUUGUUUUGAUCAUGUGGAGUAUCCUCCACAACCUCUCUGAAUUUGAGUCUGUUCAACAGACUUACUCAGAUUACUGACCGUUCAGCUUUAUACAGUAAAUACAAUUUAUUUUAUUUAUGUACAAUUUUUAGCCAUUGUAUUCCCUUUUUAAAAUCAAUUGUGAUAUAUCUUGCUACAUUGUGAGUAUUCUGAGUAUUGUCCAAAUAGUUUUCUCUCUUCUGUGAUGUCAGGAUGCUUUAAAAGCUUUUUCAAGAAAGGUGUUAGGGAAUCAAGAGCCUUCAUCUCAUAGUGGUGGUAGAGGGGUGGGUUGCAGUGUUUCAGGUGAUUUUUCUCUGAGUGCAGGGAAGAAUUUAUCAUAUUUCCCUAUUGAGGUCAGUAGCAGUAUUAUCUGGUUAAGCCCUUACUUAGGUUGUUAACUCCUAAGAGGUAUUUCUUGCCUUUAAAGGCAGACUGUAACCGUGGCAGUACUGAAGUACAACUGUGGGAGUGUCUUGACAAGCCAUACUUCCUGCUAUGGCAACUUUGUGGAAGUUCCAGGAGACUCCAAUUAUUGCAACUGCCCUGUCUUUCCUAUUUCUAGGUUAGAAUCCAUUUACAAGUCAGUCAGAUUCUCAACCAAAUUUGAUUCUACUGAGUGGUAGGCAAGCUAAAUGUAUCGUGUAUCUUGCUACUCCAGGGUAUUUAUCAAAAUAUAUCUUCAGACUUGAUACAGAUACCUUGUACCUUGAUACAGAUUUUAGUAUCUACAGCAUUCUUAGAUGAAUAAAAUCCAUUGUUUUGCCUCUUUUUUUCAUCUAAGGCAGAUAUCUUAGAACUCACUCUGCUCACACAGUCCUCAGUGUGAAAGAUACUGAUUCCCACAUGGAUUGCUUGAGUAGAAAGGAGUAAUAACAUGCCUUGAUUUAGUAGCUGUGCUUCUGCAAAGAUGGUCCAGUAUGUGAUUAUUGCUUCAAAGAUAUGCAGGUCACCCCUAUUCUACUUUUUGUCCACCAGGACUCCCCAGCCUUAUUUCAGUUUUGUCUUCCCUCUUGUUGUCUUUCUCCUUGGCCUUAUGGGACACUUCUACUUCGCAGACAGGACCUGGGAAUACCAUACUAUUGUGACAAGCAAGUCUGGGAAGUUCCUGAAGUAUGUUGAAGAUAAUUUGUAGUCACAAGUAUUCAGCCAACUAGGAAAGAUCCCCUCCUAAACCUGUUAUUUGUUAAUAAAGAAAGACUUUUGAGAGGUAUGAUGGUAGGUGGUUGCCUUUGCCACAGGAUCAUGAAAUGGGUAAUUUUAAAAUUUUUGAUAUAAUGAAGAAAGCUAUCAGCAAGGUUUCUACCCUGAAUUUCAACAGAGCUAACUUUAGGAAACUCAGUGAGCUAGUUACUAGUGUGUUGUUCCUUGAGUCUGGUCAGUUUUUAGGAAUCACCUUUUAAAAGCACAAGAGCAGGUGAUCUCUCUGUGUUGAAAGUCGAACAAGCCAUGCAGAUGACCAGCUUAACAGGGAAGUCCUCUUGACUCUCAGAAAGAGAAAGAUUGUAUGAUCUCCGGAAGCAAGGUUAAGCUUCUCAGAAAAAUUACAGUGCUGUAGUUCACAUAUGCAGGGAGAAGAUAUGAAAGACCAAAACUUAGAGUUGAAACUGGCCAGUGUUAUGUCAGACAACCAAGGCUUUUUGAAGUACAUAAAUAGCAAGAAGAGGUCUAAGGAAAACAUUGGACUGAUAUUUGUUGUAGAUGAUCACCAGAAAAAUUGGACUGAAGACAAAGUGGGGGCAUUCAGUACUUUUUUUGCCUUGGUCUCAUUAUAAUACUGACAUACCUUGGGCUGCCCUGUCUUCUGAUUUGGAGGACCAUUACUGUGGGAAUAGUGACUUUGUGUAAUGGAGACUGUAAAGGACCAGUUGAAUGUUUGUAAGUCUAUGAGGCCAAGUAGGAUUAAUCCCAGAAUACUGAAGGAGUUAGUGGUUAUUGUAGCAUGACCUCUCUGAAUCUCUACUGAAGAUUUUGGGAGUCUGGGAAAGGCCCAUGCUGACUGGAAGCUACUCAACAUUAUUCUAGUUUACAAGAAGGGCAUGACAUGAGACCAAAGAAACACAGACCUGCUAAUCUAGCCCCAGUACCUAGAAAAAUUUUAGAGGAGAUCAUACUGAGUGCUACUGAAAGGCAUUUCAAGUCCUUUAAAUCAUAGAAUCAUAGAAUAUCCUGAGUUGGAAGGGACCCACAGGGAUCAUCAAGUCCAACCAAACAGGUCCAGUGAGGGAUGUGGUGGUUGGUGGCUGUCUUGGGCAUAGGGACCAUGAAAUGUUAGAGUUUUCAAUUCUGGGUGAAGUAAGGUAGGGCACCAGCAGAAUUUCCACCAUGGACUUGCAGUGGACAGACUUUGGGAGUCAGUCCCAAAGGAAUCUAGGAAGGCUGGUUGUGCUUUAAAAAGGAAUUAUUAAAUACAUUGAGGAGCAGAACCAUCUUCUUAGUCCUCCUUUGGAUGCUCCCUAAUAGCUUUAUAUCCUUAAUGCCAAGUUUGGUAAGUACUGGAGAAGACUGAAUUAAAAGAAUGUAGUUUCUGACAUGAUGGAUUUAUGAUUUUAAGGUAGAUAACAAGUGGAGAAAGCAGCAAAACAGGACCCGGAGAGAAACUUGUUAGAGGUUGGGACUAGUGCUACUGAAUGAUAGAUUAGCUUUGUGAUUGGGGUAUGCAGAGGUGUGUCUUGCCAGCAUCAUUCUUGAAUAAUGACAUUGAGUAGGUUAGUGCUGUCCUUCAAACUGUAGCUGCUCUUGCUGUUGUUUUGUGGAUAUUGCGGAGAUUUGUUUAGUGGGCUGAGGAUGAGAAGGGAAACUGUAGGAAGGGCAACAAGAAGCAUGAAGGAGUGCCUUUUCUAUUGUAACCCCUUCUGUGCUUAAGAAGGAAGAUGCUACAAAAAGCAAUGUAUGUACCUAGAUAUUGAAAAGAAAUUAUGUGAAGUGGAUAAGAACUUUGCUUUGUUGUCUUGAGUUUGUAACCAGAUAAUUUUUCAGUAAAGCAAAAGUGAAGGAUGCUACAUUUGUUCAGAAAAUGUAUUUUAAUGGUCUGUUAGGAGACUGUCAAAGGAAGAUGAACUUCUGUUCUCAUUGGGAUACUUCAUUUUUGUGUCUUUGUUUCUUGUGUUCUGUUCCAGUUUGUGUUUUGUGAUUGCAACAUCCUUUUGUACCAUAAAAUGCAGGAAAAGUACUUUACAGUAAUGCUUCUUAAGGCAUGAAGCAUAAGGGGACACUUGCUAUACAGGAAGUAAAACAAGAUUAUCUUAGGCCAUUAACUUUACCCAGUACAAGGCUUGAACUCAGCACAGAGGACAUAAUGGCUUAAUUAUACCAAAGCAUCUCUUUCUAAGAGAGGGAAUAGUGCCACAGGCAAGUGCAGGGAGACUAAACUGGCACCAGUGUCUUGAGACCCACGUGUGGCUGGGCCUCAGUCACCUGACAUAAUACAGAUUUACAUUGUAGAGACAGAAGGAACUUUCAACAUAACUCUCAACUUCAUUGUGGCUAGAAUGCCUUCCCAUGCAAAUGGGGAUGUCACUGUGAGUCCAGUCAGCUGAAAAAAUGUGCCCACUGGCAUACUAUGUAAAGAGAAUUCUUGUACCAACUUAAAAAAUUGGUGAAACUGGAAAAUGGACUGGUCAGCGUGUUAUAUCAGAGAAAGAUGCAAAAUAUAUAUAUAUAUAUAUAUACAUAUAUAUAUAUAUAUAUUUGCAGACAAUAAUCAAGAAAAGUAUUGCUGAGCCCUGUGUGUUAUGAGCUAGAGUAUUCAAUGUCCUAAAGCAGAGAAGCCAGUUUUAUGAGGAUGAUCAGGGUUUUGCAAAGCUGCCAUCUCGUCCUUGUAAACUCUGAAGGAACUGGGAUGAACAGCAUAAAAAAUGCUGUACUGUGUCAGACCAAAGGUGUGCUAGUCUUGGUAGUCUGUCUCUCACAGUGACCUAGUUUGCCUGCCUAGGGGUACUGUAAAGAUAAAGCAGUAAUAGAGUGAUACUUUUUUUUAGUGUUCUCUUAGCCCAGCGUCCUGCCUCAGAAAGAGGUACAAACUUUCUUUGGGGCUGGAGAAAACAUUUUUGAACUUUUGGUUGUAGUAUUUAGCUUGCAAUGGGAUUUAAAUAUAUUUUUACAAGGACACAUCCUGAUGAUGAAAACAUCAAGUAAGGAUUAGUAUAUCUUUGUUUGUAAUCAGUUUUCUUAUUGAUUACUGUUUUUAUAAGUAAAUAGUAUCUUCUCUUGGAAUAUUUUUUUCCUAAUAUCAACAUCCUGACAUUGUUUCUUACCAUGCUUUUUUUUCCAGCAAGGUUGAAAAUUUUUGUUCUUUCUUUACAAUGAGGCUUUUUUGCCAUGUAUUUAUAUGCCCAGUUAACAAGUCCCAUGUACUCCACUAACCCAUAUAAAUCAUUUUUCAUAAGCAUCAUACUGUAAAACUUGUCAUUUAAUUGUGCUCCUGCAUGAAAAUUCCCAGUAUUCCACAUCCAUAUGCAUUCAGUUUUAGUGUCCAUACUUAAAGUAUUCUUCAGAGUUACAGAGUAACUGUUAAGAGUCAUUUAUGGUACUCCUCAAAGAGUGUUCUAAUAUUGCUAUUCAGGCUUCAUAUACUCAUAUAGCCAAAUAUGCUGCUAGGCUUUGCUGCCCAAACAAUGCUGUAACACUAUCAUAGGAGGUGGUAUUCAGGCAGUUGAAUUUAAAGUUCUUACUACUGCUUUUCAAUGUACAAUGUCCUAUAAAGUAAGAUUUUUUUUUAUUAAAAAAAUUGUUGCAUUUCCUUUAGCAGUAUUAUAGUGCAAUUUUGUACCAACCAUUUUUAUAGUUUGCAAUACUUAAGAGCUCAGUCUGUUUAGUUUUAUCAGAAGAUCAGAGGUGUCAUGCCUGUGUGGUAGAAAACCCUUUGUGGCAUUGGAAAUUCUAAGUAGUAAAGCAUCUUUUGUCUUGCAGAUGGGCAUAUAAAUGAACUUGGACCUAAAACGUAGGUUGCUUAUAUUGGUGCAUGUGAGAUUUCAUUGCUGGAGGCAUUUCUAAGAGUGCCAUGAUCUGAGACUGGUCUGGCCUGACCAGAGUCCUUGGGCACUGCUGAAGUCCUUGAGUUUUCCCUCAGGUUUUGACAACACCAGAUAGUGAGCAAAGCUACCAUCAGUUGCAUUUUAGCUUCCUCCUGUCAAAGAGGGCUCUCCUAGAGAUAGCUCACAAAAAGGUCUACUCAAAGUCUAUCAAGAGCUACCUUGUGCAUGUCCCAAAUAUUUAAUGAGGUCAUAAGAUUUAAUUGUUUGAUAGGGGUUGGAGUCUGGGUUCUUGGUACUCUAUUUUAAGGUUAACAUGUAAAUAAGAAAGAUUCCUGCUUGUAUUCCUCUGUUUUAAAUAAGAUGUGUAUUCUCUGAAUGAGGCUCUUGCAGAAUCUCUGUUCUGAUUAUAGAAACUGGAAAUAAAUCAAUAUAUGAAAGAUGUGUUUUAUCUGAUAUAAAGUGAACUGAGUUGAGAGUGGGGGAAGAGAGGUUUUGCUGACAUCUGACUAGAUUUACAGUAUUGGGCUCUCCAUUAAUCUGCAUGCUUCCUUGACCGUUUCCAUAAGUAUAAAGUAUAAACUGUAAUCUGAAGGUCUGUAGGGAGUUACUAUGCUUUUCUUGCUUUGAAUUGCAAACCUCAGUGAAGGAUUUGAGGUAAUUUAUCAUGUCCAUUCUUUAGAGUUUUUUUGUAAUUAUUUUGUUUCCCAGUUUGUCAGGACAUUGUCUCUAGACAAGUGAGAUGCUCCCUGUUUGGAAUUUGAAACAAUUCCAGAGUUUCUUAAGUAGCCUUUCAUUUCUAAGACACUGCUUCAGAUCUGCCCCGUCCCAAAUGGGAUGUCAUUUAAAUGAGCAGAUCAGUUUCAAUUGAUAGUUUAAUGGAUAUCAAUUCAUUUUGCCAGCACUAACAUCCUUUUAAGAUAGAUUGGCAUAAUUCUAUUUUACCAUGAUAACAGUGACUUCAAAGAUUAAAUGAACAGAGGACUUCUCAUUUUCUUUUGCCUAUGCUUGUAUCCCACUAAUAAUAGCUAUGCAUAUUUGUGGUAGGAGCAACACAGGAAUCCUUCUACCUGAACUGUUCCAAUGAAUAAACUGUAAAAAUUAGAUCCCAAGUGGACUAAAUGUUUUUAAACAAAAAGAUCAAGAUCCUUUGGAAAUGGCUUCAAGUUUUUAACACCAUAUUUGGAGUAGAGGGUUGUCUACAAGCUGCAUGUGUGAGAACUGGGAAAUGUUCCCUGUGAAAUAUGCUGAUUUUUGUUAGGUAUAAGUAGUUGGAACAAGGAGCAAUAGAUUGUCUUAUAGGAAGGGCUCAGAUAUGGCAAACUACUGGUAAUGUCAAAAAUUUCAGAUGUCUAAAAAUUAGCUGUUUCAGUCUUACACCUACAUACAAUUUUGUAAUUUUAAAAUUUUGAGUAAUGAAGCAUUUAAUCUGAUAAUUAUGUUCAUUUCUAUUUAAAAAGGAAAAGGUGAAUGGUGCUUUUUUACAUGUCCUUAAUUUUAUAUCCUGAGAAUUUUCUCAGUUCAGUUUGAAUAACUGGUGGUAAGCUUGAUAACAGGGCUGACUAUGAUAGCAUUUAUCAAUUUUGAUAUUUUUCAAACCAUGAGCCUUUAUUUGUGCUUUUCCAGCCCAUAAAAAUCAACUGAAACUACAGAUGAAUGCAAAUCGACUUGCUAUAUAUUAAUGGAGAACUUGCCACAUGUAAAUAAAAGGGCAUUUCAAAACUGGAGUGCAAAUUUUGUUCUCCACUGGCAUAGAGGAAUUUCCCAUUAAGAACAGAUACUUAGUUUUUAAAUGAAAUAUAGGGUUUCAAAGUAGUAAACUACAUUAAUUUAAUUUAUUUUUUGUGGGGGAGUUUUGGUGGGAGGUGUCUAAAUAUGAGAAUGUGAGCAGAUCUUAGGAGUUGCUGCAAUAGGGCAGAUGUAGCACACAGAGUUUUCAAAGCACACUAAAAAUUUUACUGGAAACUGGAGAAUUGUACCUAAAGAUUGGAGAAAUCUUCCUCUGAGAAGUGUCAUCGCUCACAGACUGCCUGCAGGUGCAGUGAUGGCAGACCAGUGGCUCUGAUAAACUAAUGCCAAUACUGACAAUGAUGUUUCCCUUGUAAUUUUGACACCAGCUUCCUGAGAGGUUCAGCAGUGUUGCUUUAGGGCUCUUCUUCAUCCUGCUUCACAAAAUAAUUUGCAAGUGCUUGGACUCACCUAGCCCUCCUCCAUGGGGAAACACAUGUUCCCAUUUUAAUCCAGAUGCUCCUACUGCUGAGUGUUGUAUGGUGUGUGAAAGAAGUCCUGUGUUUUCUUUCUUGCUCAUCCAGUGAACAGCAAGGGGAGCUUUCAUGAAUCUUGCUGGUCCUUUCAGAUACUGUGGAGACGGGAAGGAGGGAAUUAGACAUGCAAGGUUUGAUUCCAGGGUGGGGAGAGGGGGCCAUGAGGUGUGGCUGUUGUUCUGCACUCAAUGCCGGAGCUACCUGGAGAAGGUGACAUUUCACCCUCGUCCCACACUGAUAGGCUGCACAGCUCUAAACUAUGGGCUUCAUCUGCUUAUAUAUGUUUUUAGACAUUUCAACAAGAAUCUUCUUCAGCAACCCCACCCACCCCUCAAGUACAAAUAAAACAAACCAGAAAAUUUGUGCUCUGAUGACAAAGCUGCAAUUUGAGUGAUGCAUGUUGCUGUAAUCAGUGCCCUUCUGCAUGUGCAGUGCAAUGCAAGCAGGCACUUUCAUGAUUUGUUGUUGGGUUUGGGGGUUGUCUGUCUCAGUCUGUUCAUCUGCCCCCUUUCACACAUGGUUCCUGCCUUAGUGUAGGACAGUUGAGACUCUGAAUGUACAGCUGCUGGCUUGUUUUUUUUUUCCCCCGUAGGCUGACUUCCAGCUUUAUUUACUGGGCAGCAUCCACACUCCGCUCUGAAGAGGAGAGAUACUUGUUAGUAUCUUCAGAGUACUUCCUGCUGUGACAGCUGAGAAUGUUAAUGAACUUGUGUACUUAGCAUUUGAAUAUUAUUGUCACUGUUAUUGAAUAAGUGAGGAAUUUGAGACUGAAGCAAAGCCCAGGAAUUAUCUCUGAAUUUCAGGGGCCUCGGAUGAGAUACACAGACACUGGCAAUUUGCAGGGACUGACUUUGUACCCUUUUGUAGGUUCAAAUUACAUUUCCUACAAACUUCCUUAGCAGCUAUAAGUACUCAGAGCUUCUGCACAUCCAGCCACAAUUACUGAUGAGGUGAGGAACACUGACUCUAUUGCUGAUGUCUUUCUGUGGCUUCUCAACUAAGAGAGAGAUGGCAGCAGGCAGGCAUCUCUCCAGGGCUGAUGGUCAGUUGCUUUCAUCAUGAGAACAUGGACAGCCUCCUGCUUUGUCCUUUCUGCCAGUGGGUCUGACUCAUUUAUGCUCAUCUCCUUCAGUUCUUGCCCUUCACCUCUCUGGAGGCAUGCAUUCUGUGCUCUGGAUAAAGUUAAGAGUCUCAAAAAUAAACUGUGUAAUCAUUUGAUUUAACAUUAUUGUAAAGUGUAUGGAAUAAGGGACAACUUAGGGUGGCAGAAAAGGGAUUUCUUCCUUUUUUGAGUAUUUUUAUCUGUAACCAGAUGUAUAUAUAUCUGUGUCUAUAUAUAUAUAUAUUUAUUUAUUUAUUUUUGAGCUAGGACUUGGUAUGUAUUCACUUUGUAUUGGAGUUUCCUUAUAAAAGUAUUUUAAUUUCCCCAAA